GGAAUGGGGGAAAAAGGAAAGAAAAUAGCUGAAGCCAAACCGGAAAAGUAUGGACAAACAAAAUCGAACCGAAAUGUAUAACCAUUCUGAACCAGAAGUUAGUACCAAUGGGCCGUGAAAAGCCCAUCAUCUAAAAAUUAUGAAGGAACCAAAAAAAAAAAGUCAAAGACCGGCCGGCACAUUGCAAAACGGCGUAGAUACGUGUCCGAACGCGCGCAUAAUCCAGAUCAUCAGGUGAGAGAGAGAGAGAGAAGAAGAAGAUGGCAUUGCAAUGGCUGAUUCUGUCGUAUGUGGUUGCUGCGGAGGUCGUGAUUGCCGUCAUAUUAACUCUCCCUUACCCUAUGCUUCUCAAGAAACGAAUCGUGUCACUUGUCUCGCUUAUUCUCCAGCCUGCCGCCUCCAUCGUCGCCUUCGCUGGAUUUCAACUCCUCGAUCUUUACUGGAAGAAUGAGCAUAGACUAAUGUGCUCCUCUGAGGUUUGCACUGCUACAGAACGUGAUCGCUACGAGAAAUCUAUCUACAAGGCUCAGCGGAAUGUGGUUCUCUGUGCGGCUGGCAUCCUUCUUUACUGGUGUAUUUAUCGCAUCUGCAAGUACAACAAAGACCUUGAGCAUUUGGAGGAACUAGAGAAGAGAUGCAAGGCAGAGUAGUAGUCUCCUCAUAAUCUGGUUCUUCUGUUAUAGAUAUUACUUCGGCUUGUGAGUAGUCCCAAAAACUGAAACAAGACCAGGAUGUAUCUAGAUAAAUCUUUGCACAGACCUUGUUUUGUGUUUAUUCCUCUUCAAACUUUGUGUUACUUUUCUUGAAACAACUCUUAUUUUAUUUCAUGUCCCUAAUUGACAUUUACAGGUUAAUUUUA
Messenger RNA from Raphanus sativus (radish), 859 nucleotides. RefSeq lists its product as uncharacterized. Gene Ontology annotation, cellular component: endoplasmic reticulum; endoplasmic reticulum membrane. The transcript is spliced from 4 exons. The record is from RefSeq and is a predicted model, not a curated record. Gene Ontology annotation, biological process: endoplasmic reticulum to Golgi vesicle-mediated transport; intracellular protein transport. Bases 261 to 650 code for a protein of 129 amino acids. NCBI's taxonomy places the organism in Eukaryota, Viridiplantae, Streptophyta, Magnoliopsida, Brassicales, Brassicaceae.